This is a messenger RNA of Jatropha curcas, 2987 nucleotides long. Lineage: Eukaryota; Viridiplantae; Streptophyta; Magnoliopsida; Malpighiales; Euphorbiaceae. The record is from RefSeq and is a predicted model, not a curated record.
UACUAAUAAUCAUAUAUCGAUUCAAAGAAAACAAAACAGAAAAUCAAGAAACCAUGAAAAACUUCCGACUUCCCUUAACACUAAUACUUUCAAUAUUUCUCCUAAUAAUAAACCCUAUUGCCCCACAAAAUUAUGCAUGUGACCAAAAAAAUCCUGAGACAAGCCAAUAUGCCUUCUGUAAUACAACUUUGCCUUAUCAAGACCGAGCCAAAGAUCUCAUUUCACGUUUAACACUUCAAGAAAAGGUGCAACAAUUAGUAAAUCAUGCAGCAGGAAUUUCCCGGCUAGGCAUUCCGGCGUACGAGUGGUGGUCAGAGGCAUUGCACGGAGUAUCAAAUGUCGGUUAUGGUGUACAUUUCAAUGAAACAGUGCCUGGUGCCACUAGCUUUCCUGCAGUGAUAUUAUCUGCGGCUAGUUUCAAUGAGACAUUAUGGUUAAAAAUGGGGCAAGUGGUGUCAACCGAGGCUCGAGCCAUGCAUAAUGUGGGUCUAGCCGGGUUGACAUAUUGGAGUCCUAAUGUUAAUGUGUUUAGGGACCCAAGAUGGGGCCGUGGUCAAGAGACACCAGGAGAGGAUCCUUUUGUGGUCUCAAGAUAUGCAGUGAAUUAUGUUAAAGGAUUGCAACAAGUUGGUGAAAGUGGUGAUGAAGAUGACGAUAGGCUUAAGGUUUCAAGUUGUUGUAAGCAUUAUACUGCUUAUGAUAUUGAUAAUUGGAAAGGUGUUGAUCGAUUUCACUUUGAUGCCAAGGUGACAAAGCAGGACUUGGAGGACACAUAUCAGCCACCAUUUAGAAGUUGUGUAGAGGAGGCACAUGUGAGUAGCGUGAUGUGUUCAUAUAAUAGGGUUAAUGGAGUUCCAACUUGUGCUGAUCCUGACCUUCUCAAAGGUGUCAUAAGAGGCCAAUGGAAUCUUGAUGGAUAUAUUGUCUCUGACUGUGAUUCCAUUGAGGUUUAUUAUGACAGAAUCAACUAUACUGCUACUCCUGAAGAUGCAGUGGCCCUUGCCCUGAAAGCAGGUUUGAACAUGAACUGUGGGGACUUUUUAGGGAAGUAUACAGAAAAUGCAGUGAAAUUAAACAAAGUAGAAGAAUCCAUUGUUGAUGAGGCCUUAACUUACAAUUUUGUAGUCCUUAUGAGACUUGGUUUUUUUGAUGGGGAUCCAAAAUCACUCCAAUUUGGAAAUCUUGGACCGUCUGAUGUAUGCAGUGAUGAUCAUCAAUCACUAGCACUUGAUGCUGCGUUACAAGGAAUAGUCCUACUAGAAAAUAAGGGAGCUCUUCCUUUAUCAAAAAACAAUAUAAAAAAUUUAGCCGUUAUAGGACCUAAUAGUAAUGUCACUACAACUAUGAUAAGUAACUAUGCAGGAAUACCUUGCCAAUACACUACCCCGUUACAAGGCCUAACAAAAUAUGUAUCAAAUGUUACAUAUCAAAUUGGGUGUAAGUCAGUAAGUUGUAGUGAUGACACACUUAUUGAGGCCGCAACUGAGGUUGCGGCUGUGGCUGAUGUGGUAGUGGUGGUUGUAGGGCUCGAUCAGUCGAUCGAGCGAGAGGGAUUGGAUAGAGAGAAUUUGACAUUGCCUGGAUUUCAAGAGAAGUUAGUAAUGAGUGUUGUUAAUGCAACAAAAGGAACAGUUGUUAUUGUUAUUAUGUCUGCUUGUCCUAUUGAUAUUUCUUUUGCUAUGAAUAAGAGUAAGAUUGGUGGGAUUUUGUGGGUGGGCUAUCCUGGUCAAGCUGGUGGAGAUGCUAUUGCCCAAGUCUUAUUCGGGGACUAUAAUCCAGCUGGAAGGUCUCCGUUUACAUGGUACCCACAAGAGUAUGCAGAAAAUGUGCCAAUGACAGACAUGAAUAUGAGACCCAAUACAACAAAUAACUUCCCUGGGAGAACUUAUAGGUUCUACACAGGAAAAUUUCUAUAUAAUUUUGGUCAUGGACUAAGCUAUUCAACAUUCUCGAAGUUCAUAAUUUCAGCUCCAUCAACUCUACUUAUUAAAUUAAAUUCUGAUGUCAAAAUCCUUAAUUAUAAUAUUCUCUCAACUGAAGAAUACCCUAACCCAAGUGGCCAGACCAUCGAUGUUUCAACUGUGAAUUGCACAAAUUUAGUACUUGUUCUCACCAUUGGAGUGAGAAACUCCGGACCAAUGGAUGGGGAUCAUGUUGUGCUAGUGUUUUGGAAACCUCCUAGCACUAAAGAGAUGAAUGGGGCACCAAAUGUAGAAUUGAUUGGGUUUAGUAGGGUGGAGGUAAAGAAAGGUAAGACUCAAAAUGUGACAUUGACAAUUGAUGUUUGCAAGAGACUUAGCCUGGUUGAUAGUGAAGGGAAGAGGAAGGUGGUGACAGGGCAACAUACAUUUGUUAUUGGGUCUGCUAAUGAGAGGCAAGUGAGACACCAUCUUGAUCUUAGGUUGAAUGAAAGUCAAAUUGAUAGAGACAUUGGGGGAAAAAACAAAAAACAAGAAGACAUAAUGGAAGGUUUAAUUCCAUAUCUUCUUCAUGCAAUGAAGAAACAAAAACCUCAUAAUAACUACAGGUCUUUCUCUGCAGGCUCAAGCCGUAGCUACCAUUUGUUAGUUGGAGGUGUUGAUUCCGUCAGCGGCUCAUCUCAUCGGCGAACCCGAUCGGACUUUCAGCCAUCAAACCUGGAUUUCUUUGAGCAACGUUCUGGUGAGAAUCUCCGGUCGAACAGUUUGAUAAAACGCACGGCGAAUUCUCCUGCAGUAGCUAAUGGAUCAACGUUUGGUGCUAAUUAUUAUAAUCAUCAAGUGAAGAACAAUACCAGUGUUUCUCAUCUUAGGCAAUAUUAAUUAAAAGAUUCAAAAUGAAUAAUUUGUUUGACAUUAAUUGAUUUUUUGUAUUGUUUUGUUAACUUAUUGUUGUAUUUCUUUUUUUUUUUUUUUUUAAUUUUAUUCUCACAAGAUAAUUGUAUGAUAUGGACGAUGGGUAACCAUCUUUUUUUAAGGUAACAGAAAUUGUAUAUUUGAUUUUGUAAA